AUUAUUAUUACUAUUUGUUCUUGUUAUGCUAUGCAUACAAUAUUUUUCUAGAAACACAAGGGUUAGCUGUUUAUACACUGUCUGCAAUGUGCAUCUAGGCAUCUAGCCUUCUAGUAUACUGAAGGUAUGCAACUGGGGACCAACUAGAAGCCACCACCGUCCAUUUACCAGGAUCAGAUGAUGAUACAUGUAGGCAUGUGGCUACAGACCUCAUUUUAGAUUCUCACAGCUGUGUGUGAACACAUUCCAUUGUGUAGUCAGGUCUAUCACACAAAUGAACGAACACAAUUUUUCCUCUUUUGAUUUGGGACCAUCCUACUCCUGCCUUGGUUUCUCACGGUUCAAAAAGAACGUCGAUGGUUUCAAGAGUGCCUUGUCAAAUGAAGAAACAUGGGACAAGCUAGAAGCCACCAAAUUGGUUGUUCAGGAAAAUGAACGGUGAGCACUACUCCUGCCUAGAUGUGCUUAACUUUUUACACCCCUUCUUUUUAUCCUUUAAAUAUUAUUAUUCUUGGAUUGCUCUUUUGUCAAAUCACCAACUUGUAGUGUCUUCAUGACCCCUAAACAAAAACAUAAAACAAUAUGAGUUUUUGUUCAUUUUAUCUCUAGUACCUUGCCAAUGAAUUCACCAUUAGUAAUAUCUUUUCUCCUCUGAAAAGGAGCUCAACCUGAUACCUAUCAAGCUUAAUAUCCUUCAUUUGGCAUUCAGGCAGAGGUAAAGCCUAAUAUGACAUUUAUGUUAGAAGAAGCACAUGAUUGAGCGCAUUAACACUCUACUAUAAUAAACUUUUGGUCUAUGGGCCAUAUGGUACCUGCAGGAUCUAUCCAUGCAGUUAACCAUGGCACAAAACUGGUACAACCAUGGGAUCUUUUUUCUCCCUUCCCUUUUUUUCCUAGAGAAAAACAGAGUCUGGAGAUCUUUUCAGAUGGUACACAUGCAAAUAGGUAUAAAUGUCCAAAUUCUAGCAAGAUUCAAACAAGUUGCAGGGCUUUCUUGCCAAAACCCAAGGUAGCAUCACAAGCAGAUAAUAAUAACAAUACAUAUUAGGUAAACAAGUUGCACAAGUGGGCCUUUGUAUAUUCCCAGCCAGCCAUUCAAGAGAGAAGGGUUUCUUUCCCAGCCAAUCAAGUAUGACAGUGUAGCUCGCCUAUCAGAGCACUUUGGACUGCACAUUUACUUUAUUUAUUGCACCACUUGAUUAUUUAUUUAUUCUCCUGAUGUUAAUCGUAAUAUCUUUGUACUUUUUAUUUUAGCAUAGAGCCAUCGACACAAGUGACGCCAAAAGUAUAAACUAAAGCUGUUGUCUUUUGUUAAGAUCAGAAGUUCAGAACCAGCAGUCAACCCAUUGGUCUGCAGAAAGCUUAACAUGUCUUAGGUCCAAUAUGUAGUGUACAUAUAAACGUUUUGAAGUUGGCGGAAAUAAUGAGAAGCUUCUUGACUUGCAACUCUGUCAACAUCUUAGCUAAGCUUUCUCCCUUUCUGUUCCUGCCCAUUUGCUCAGCUAUAUAUUCUGAAACAUUUGCAAGGUCUGUGAUUACUUGCUCAUGCAUGUAAGCUUCUGCAUGCCACUAUUAGACAGCGAGACAGUCUCUUCCCUGUCAUAGUUGGCUACCACGACAUGGGAGAGAACCGGAAGUUUGGACAAAUCAUCCUGCCAAGGAUGGUGACAAGUAAGAUACUGCACCACCAGGAGCUGUGUGCCCAUCGAUCCAUGUCUGAGGUUUCAGGCAUAGUGAAUGAAACAUUAGGAAAGAGGCCAUUGGGUGGGCAGGAUACUCUGAAAUACAGGGUGUUUGCUAGUACAUGGAAUGUUGGUGGCAUAAUACCAUCAGAUGAUCUAAACUUAGAAGAUUGGUUGGAUACAAGGGCUAACUCCUACGAUAUAUAUGUCCUAGGGUUCCAAGAAAUAGUGCCACUCAAUGCAAUAAAUGUCCUUGGUCCUAGCAAGAGAUGCAUAUCUACAAAGUGGAACUCACUAAUUGGGAAGGCACUGAACAAAAAUAAGACGCAAGAUGGGGAACAGUUGCAUCAUACAACUACAAAUAACAGUGCAAUAGAGAGUUUCACACAACAGGGAUGCUUUAGAUGCAUCAGGAGCAAGCAGAUGGUGGGCAUAUUUGCCUCAGUCUGGGUGAGAAGCAAUCUUAGGCCAUACAUUCGCCAUUUGAAUGUGUCAUGUGUUGGAUCGGGUAUCAUGGGCUACCUAGGGAACAAGGGUUCAGUGUCAGUUCGAUUCUUGUUGCACGAGAUGAGCUUUUGCAUUGUUUGUUGUCACCUGGCUUCAGGUGGCAAACAAGGGGAUGUACUGCUGAGGAAUUUUGAUGCAGCGGACAUACUUGCAAGGACGAAAUUCCAUGGCGAUGGAAAUAAAAAUCUGCCAAAGAAGAUCCUUGAUCACGAUCAGGUACUUUUGCUUGGUGACUUGAAUUAUAGGAUAUCACUGGAAGAGACCGAGACAAGGUUGCUGGUGAAAGCUAAGAACUGGUCCACCUUGUUAGAGAACGAUCAGCUAGUGUCUGAGUUCUCGACUGGUCGACUUUUCGAAGGCUUUCAAGAAGGGUCAGUCACCUUCUCUCCCACCUACAAGUACCAGCCAAACUCUGAUCAGUACUACUGGUGCUUUGAGGCGGCGCGGGGCGAGAAGAAACGUGCUCCCGCAUGGUGCGAUCGCAUUCUUUGGCGUGGUAAGGACUUGAAACAAAUCCAAUACGAGACUUGCGACUACAAGUUAUCGGACCACCGGCCCGUGAGAGCGGGUUUCUUUGUGGAAUGCAAGAUCAAGGGAGAUGUGGGCUCUGUUGGUGGCUUCAUGCCGAGUAUGCCAGAUGCCUGACAAUUCUAGAUGGAAAUUUUGCACCGUUUAGCCCAAGUCACAGACCUUGAAUGUAAAAUAUUAAACAAUCACAGCCAUAGCAAGCAAGAAUAUAGGAUGAAUUUUAUGAGAUCUCCAAUGUUCAAUGUCGACUGGAGCAGGUCUUAAGUUAUUAUUAGGUAUAUAAAUGUUUGUUUUAUGAUCUACUUCUGUGUCAGCUUAGUUCUUCCAUAAGUUGCCAUUUUAUUGAAUGAA
Molecule: messenger RNA, 3068 nt
Organism: Lolium rigidum
Lineage: Eukaryota; Viridiplantae; Streptophyta; Magnoliopsida; Poales; Poaceae
Product: type IV inositol polyphosphate 5-phosphatase 9-like
Exons: 8
Coding region: 1620-2834 (404 amino acids)
Biological process (GO): phosphatidylinositol dephosphorylation
Molecular function (GO): phosphatidylinositol-3,4,5-trisphosphate 5-phosphatase activity; phosphatidylinositol-4,5-bisphosphate 5-phosphatase activity; inositol-polyphosphate 5-phosphatase activity
Source: RefSeq, a predicted model, not a curated record